Molecule: messenger RNA, 3153 nt
Organism: Trichomonas vaginalis G3
Lineage: Eukaryota; Parabasalia; Trichomonadida; Trichomonadidae
Product: homeodomain-like family
Exons: 1
Coding region: 1-3153 (1050 amino acids)
Molecular function (GO): protein binding
Source: RefSeq, a predicted model, not a curated record
AUGCUUUUUCAUUUAGGGAAGCCAAUUGAAGAAGUUGUCGCCCUAAAUGUCAAUCAGAAUUCAUCUGUUGAUCAAGCAAAGAGACAGAUAUCGAAAAUUGUCUUAAUUCCAGCAAAUUGUAUUCAAAUCAGCUUCCAAGAUAAAAUUCUUCCCGAUGAUUUUGUAUUGAAAAACAUUUCUUCGCAAGGAAGUACUCCUCUUGAUUGCCAAUUUCUUGAUGUUGCUCGUGAUCAAAAUCGAAUUGCUGUUGAACCGCCACCAGAUAUCCUAACAAGGGUUCAAUAUCUGGUUAAUAUGGGAUUUCCAAUCAGAAACGUAUACGCGGCUCUCAUGGAAUCCAAUUAUGAAACUGAAAAAGCUAUUCGACUUUUACUCCAAGGAAUGACAAAUAUGCAGACUAAUUCUCAAGGUGCAAUAAGUAAUGCUAGCUCAUGGAAUAGUACAAAUCAGCAAGGAAACGGAAUAAAAUUACCCCAGAUUUCAGCUCAAAGCCCAGGAAUAAACUUCCGUCAAUUAAAGCCACAAUCAGAACUUUAUUCUUCAUUAUCGUUAUCUCCUCAAAUUGUUUAUCUUUUAGAAAACGGAAUUUCAGAAGAUAUGAACUAUAUCACGUUUAUAGAGCAACUUAAUUCAAAUCUUCCGCGUACUACCUUAGAUUGCAAACUUCUCGUGCAAGAAUAUAAAGAUAAAAAAGGAAAUAUUGAUGAAGUCGUAAAACUAUUUCCCGGUUAUACGAAAGGCUAUCUUGUCUGGAUACUAAAUACCAUUUGCCGAAUGAUGUCCGGUCGAAAUCAACUCGGAACAAAAUGGACUUAUCAUGAAGAAAGGUUUUUGUCAGAAAUGUACCACCUUGGAAUCAUUGGCCAAAAGGUUGAUAUUAUACUCAAGAAAAGUAACGAAUCUUCCACAAAAUGGAAAAAUGUGAAAAGAUUUUUGAAAUCUUCUCCACAACUCGAGUCUUUUCUUAACAAGUCCCCUUCUUGUGCCAUGUUCGAUCCAGGCUAUGAUAAAAUUGGCCUCCCAAUUUACUUAAAUAACUUAAUCAGAAUUAUUAAAAAUGUCGGAGGAAUUUCGCUUGAAGAUGCCCUUAAAUACAAACAAUUCAUUCAAAGCCCGCAAGAAAUCGAAAAUUUCUCGAUCUUUUCCAAAAUCGCAGCAAAGAACCAACAACAAGCUCAAAAUACCCAGCAGCCACUCAACACCGCAGUCUCUACAGCUCAAAUCAAUGCAGCGAGUAACCAAACGACAGCUUCUUACCAGAAACAGAGAGAGGCUUAUCUGAUACAGCAGAUAAAUCAGAACAACGCUCAACAGAAUAUAUCUAUGCAAAAGCCUGUCAAUUCUCAGGUUUCGAAUAAUCAAAAUCAAAAAACUCAAAAUACACCACAGCCGCCAAGCAACAAACAACCGAAUACACCUAUACAACAGAUUUCGAAUCAAAUAAAUACAAAUACGAGCGUUUCAACUCAAAAUCCAAGUUUUAAUCUUGGAUUCAAACAAAAAUCUACACAACUAAGCAGUACAAGUAAUGGAUUAGCUAAUGAAACACAGAGUGCAUUGAAAGAAGCCCAGAAUUCCGAAAAUUCAGAUAAUUCUGUGAAAGAUACUAAAAAUUCUGCCAGUAAUACAAGUUUAUCCGACCAAAAACCAAAAGAAUCAAUUCAACCUUCGCAAUUUUACAAGGAUUUGGCGAAUUCAAAAGAAGCCAUCGGCCAGGCCAUUAAUGAUCCAAAUAUCAGUCCUGGGGCCAAACUGUUAUUGGCUCGUUUGUCUCAGAAUCUUCCAAAACAGCAAAAUUCCCCAAGUUCUGCACUUCAAAUCCAAAAAGUUGAAGAAACUCCAAAAGAAAGCACAGAUGACACAAGCAAAGAUGAUGAAGAAGCAGAUGAUGGCGAGCCGAUUCUUAUUUCAGAGGAUAUAAAGAAAUCUGAAGAUAAAAAGAGCGAUGACAUGAUAGAUACUGACAAUUUGUUAUCUCUGCAGAUCAAAUCAGGAGAAUCCGAUGGUAUUGAUUCGAAUUUGAUUAAUUUGGCAAGUGAAGAUUCAGAAAUUUCGGCAAAACCUGAAGAGAAAGAGCCAGUAAAGAAAGAAGAAGAGGAAGAAGACAUUUCCGAUCCGGUUUUGAUAUCAACAGAAUUUCCAGAAACAGAAGAAAAGCAAAAACCGAAAAAUAAUAAUUCAUCUCUCAUCGAAACCCCAACAAAACCAAUAGCAACUGUAUCUCAGUACAUACAGACACCACUUCCUCCAAAAGCAAAACCAAAGAACCCUCUCAAAGCCGAUUUUGAAACCAAAUACGGAAAAGCCCCACAGCCUCCCAUUGAUUUCGAGUAUCUUAAGCAGAAGAUGGCCUUACAAAGUAAUUCACAGCCUCCAGCAUCAAAAAGUGUAAAAGAUUCAGAUUCUGAGACUCAAAAAACUAACAAAAGCUCAACAAAUCCACCGAAUACGCCAAGAAAACCAGUUGUUCCUGAAUGGGCUCAUCAGGAUACCACUCACACUCCUCAGCCGAGAAAGGCCAAAAUGCCAAUUCCGCCGCCACCUCUGAAACCUCCUAGUUUAACUCAGCAGCUAUUAAUGCGCCAUGCCCAGAUCAACAUGCUCGAUUACAACCAAGUCCAACAGCUUUUGAUGCAAAAUGCGAAAAUGAGUGACGGAAAACCACUGACAAAGGAACAGGAAAUCAUCAACUCACUGCUGACACUUCGUCUGUUGCAGCUGAAGCAGAUAAAUCCAGCUCCACCACCUCCUUCUUUGGCCCAAGAAUGCAAGGCGAAAGGAGUUCACAUGCAGUGGACUGUUGAAGAGGAAAAAGUCAUAAUCCAGCAGCUGAUUUUCAACAAGAUGUCGAAGUACAAGUGGAAGAAGAUCGCUGAUGUGCUGCCAGGAAGGAAUCCUAAAGGUGUUGCAAGGCAUGUGCUGAGGAUGAUAAAGGAUUACGUCGAUGGAAAGAAACCAGAGCUGUUCAUUCCACAGGACAUAAUUGAUGAGUACAAGGAACAAGUAAUUAAAGAAUACCCGUCAAAGGCGGAAAUGUUCUCAAAGAAAUACAAUGAAAGAACUGGAGCUAAUGAUGGUGAGGAUGGAUCAGAUGAGAGUGAGAAUGACGAGGAAAAUGUUGAAAAGGAUGAUGAAAAUGAGGAAGAAAAAUAA